CUUUCUCUCCUCCGUAUAUAUGGCCUCUGGGCCUAGGUCUCUCUCUCUUUCUCUCUCUCUCUCUCUCUGUUUCAAUCUCAAUUCUAUAGACAGUCUCCUAUAUUCCUUCAUUUCUAUUCUACACUGCUACCUGAUUAGAUCUACACACCGGACAUUUAUCUAUAGAUCACAACACCCAAAGCACUCAUAGAUAACACCCAUCAUCAUCACCACCCCUGCCUACACAUACACAUACACGGACAGAGACAGAGAAAAUGCGCCACUUCGACACCUGGCUCGUCCGCGACCCCUACUCCCUCUUCCACUACUACCCCAGUGGCCGUCGCUGGCCCGAAACCAUCCGCGAAUUGAUUCAAACCCGCCAAAUCUGCAGUCCAGAUGCCUUCUCCUCCUCCUAUUCCUCCAAUGCACCCACCCCAAUCCCAUCAGCAGAUAGCACCUCCCAACCCACCAGCACCUUCUUCCAACGCCUCCCCCCGGAAAUCCGACUCAUGAUUUACGCCCACGUCUUCGACCAAGACACCACCAUCCACCUCGUGCAAGUGAAGAACAAGAUCCGCCACGUGCGAUGCACCAACCCCAGUGCGUUGGAUAAACACCGUCAAUGUUGUCCAGCGACGGUGGCGAGAUGGCGCACUACACCUACCACCACCACCACCACCACCGGAACGACAAACGCAACAUCAACAUCCAUAUCCCCUCCCAAAUCACCAACCUCCAACCCCAACACUCCCAAAGAAUCAACAGAACCCACAACUACCAAACUCUACCCACACACCAACCCCUCCCUUCCCGAUACCCUUACCCCCCAAACAACAAAUCUCCUGCACGUCUGCCGAGCAAUGUACACCGAGUCCUCCUCCCUGCUCUACCGCAACUUCCACUUCGACACAGACGAUCUAUACACGUUCCUCUCCUUCACGGGGCAGAUCUCCCCUUUGAAUAGAGAUAAUAUCCGCUCGUUGACGAUUCACUACACGCCGAUCUGGACCCCGCUGUCAGGCCAGGAACAUUCGUUUUCGGUGUAUACGCAUACUCAUAAUGAUGCUCUAUGGAAUGGGGUCUGGGAGGUGGUGAGACGGUGUAGAGGGUUGGAGGAAUUGAAGCUAGGGUUGGAUUUGGGGAGUUUUGUGGGGGUGAAUCUUGCUGGUGGUGGUGGUGGUGGUGGUGGGAAUGGGAAUGGGAAUGGGGGGAUGACGGUGACGGGGGGACAUAAUGUGCCGUUUGGGAUUGAGGAGAAUUGGGUGCAGCCGUUGUUGAAGCUGCGGGGGUUGAAGCGGUUCGAGUUGGGGCGGGUGUUGGAGGCCCAGGGGUUGGUGAGGGAUGUGGAGGGGUUGAGGGGGAGGUUGAGGGGGGUGGUCUGUCGUGCGAGGGAUGGAGUGGAGGAUGAGGAUGAGGAUGAGGAUGAUGAUGGGGGGAGAAAGGCGAGGUUGGCGAUAUUGGCGGCGUGAAUGUAGGGUUGCCGUGGUGGAUCAAGAUAGACUUGUUGGUUAUAGACUUACACACUACACACUACACACACCCGUCCCGAAUCAGAAUGCAUCUAACAAUCUAGCUGUACAUUAAUCCAUCGCAUGCAUCCCAAUCCCCAUGCAAUUUACCCAUCCAAGACAUCCCA
Aspergillus sclerotioniger CBS 115572 is the source of this 1618-nucleotide messenger RNA. RefSeq lists its product as uncharacterized. Bases 255 to 1451 code for a protein of 398 amino acids. The record is from RefSeq and is a predicted model, not a curated record. The transcript has 2 exons. NCBI's taxonomy places the organism in Eukaryota, Fungi, Ascomycota, Eurotiomycetes, Eurotiales, Aspergillaceae.